Molecule: messenger RNA, 2900 nt
Organism: Linum trigynum
Lineage: Eukaryota; Viridiplantae; Streptophyta; Magnoliopsida; Malpighiales; Linaceae
Source: the annotation of a GenBank genome assembly
CUCUUCACACCUCUUCUUCUCCCUUUUCAAUUUUCUGUUGUAGCUCUAUAUUUCUUUAGUAGUUUUGCGAUUAACGUUAACUCGUAAGUUUAUUUUGUAUUACUUUUUAUUGUUAUUUUUUAUUUAUGAUUUUUAUGAUAUUAACUGAACUACGGUUUUUUUGCAUAUGGCAUUCCAAAAGUUCACGCUUGGCUUACGGUGGAAUGGUUACACGGAAGAGACCGGAAAGGGGGUCACCUACGUCGGUGGCAAUUUUCAGAAGAUAAAGGUCGCUACCAGACCGCUGCUUGAAGACCUCCAUCAAAUGUGCACCAACGUUACUUGCAUGGAUGGCACGAGAAGAAUUUAUCGUAUGGUGUACCGAUAUCCAAACAGAGAAAGUGGGUCAUUGUGGCAUGAGGAAUAUCUCAUAACCACUCAGGAUGAGGUAGAUGUCAUGCUCGAAUUCAUGAGGUCCAACAAUCUUUCCAAAGCCGAGAUGUUCGUUUACACCGAGCCGGUCGUAGGCGUUGGAGGUCAUUCUGGACACGGUCAAACAUCUGGUAUCCGUGGUGGAGGUGAAUUAUAUGGCGAUCAUCCCUACCAAAGUUACUAUGAUCCUCAUUCAUAUUUUCAGUACCAAGAGCAAGGUGAAGGUCAUCAUCAAUCUUUCCCGUCAUAUGAAGAAGAAGUUCAACCGGACCUCCCCAACCAACCUCAGUACAACUUCCACUCAGGCAGCGAUAGUUUUCACAACUACCAUUAUGGAGUUGAUGAAGGUGCCUUUCAUGAGCUGGAUCAGAUGGAGGAUGCCCUGCCAGCACCAGUCAGUGACCCUUCCGAUGAAGAAGGAGAUAACAACGUCAGUGCAGACAGCUCCGACCCUCUUGAAGGUGCUGAUGAUUCAGGACCAGAGUUAGACUCAGCUAAUGAUGAUGAGGUGGCUCGUGACCGUGUACCAGUCCCCUACUACAAUCACAUUCCAGAGGACAAUUGGAUGAUCGACAGCGACAUGGAGCCGCCAGAGGUCCCAAUAUGGGGUCCACUCACUGGGUUUAUGAAGGGCCAAUAAUUUGGCUCGAAGAAGGAGGUGCGACACGCCAUUGAGACAGAAGCAAUGACUCGGCAUUUUGAAUGACACACAACUCAUUCCAACACUAAAAGGCUCAUAGUCAGAUGUCGUAAUCAUCACGAGGGGUGCAAUGUUAGGAUUCGAGCCAUCAACAGCAAGAGACACGACCACUGGGUCAUAUCCCGUGCGGUGAACACACACAUGUGUGUCAUCCAUAACUUCCCAAAGCCAUCGACAGUUGAAAUCCGGGGUGGUUGCUGCGGCUAUCAAGCAUCUAAUUGAGCAAGAUCCGGACCUGAAGGUGAAAGCCAUAAUCGCUGACAUUGCAAGUCGUUAUGGUUAUAUGAUUAACUAUAAGAAGGCGUGGCAUGGAAAGCAGAAAGCUCUGGUCGCCGUCUUUGGUGAUUGGGAAGAAUCAUAUGCAUUUCUUCCCAGGUUAAUUUUGGCAUUGGAGGCGUCUAACCCUGGCACGGUUUUCUCCCCUCGAUACCAAGAUGAAAAGAUACAACCCCAGAGCCAGGUAACAAGCGCCAUUUCAGACGACUUUUUUGGGCAUUCAAGCCAUCUAUUGAUGGUUUUGGCUUCUGUGUCCCUGUGAUCCAAGUGGAUGGUACAUUCCUUACCGGCAAGUACAAGGGCACUCUCCUGAUUGCCAGUGGGGCGGAUGCAAACAUACAAGUAUUUCCUUUAGCCUUCGCCAUCGUUGAGGGAGAGAAUCCUGAUAGCUAUGGAUGGUUUUUCCUGCAAAUUCAGCUCCACGUCACUAGGAGGACGAACCUGACAAUAAUCUCUGAUCGGCACGCUGGCAUUAGAGCUGCCAUCUUAGGUUUAGAUCCAGCCUGGAAGUGGUCCCAAAGUUGGUGCAUACGACACUUCAAGAGCAACUGGAACCAUCAUUUCAAGCGGAAGAAUCUUGCUGAUAAUUUGUGGUGGAUUGGUAAGUUCUCUAUUAGCCGUAUAAUUUUGUCAGCUAACAAUAUCUUGUAAUCAGGAGAGUGGUGCACUUUUUAGACUCUUUCUAAAGUGACGCAUGCCUAAGGAAAUGGGGUUUUAAGCGAUUAUCAUGAUCCUCUCCUGGGAAAAUUGGGUUUUAAGCGAUCUUCGGAUCCCCCUUUUGUUGUCAAACAGGCUGUGUUUCUAAGUAGAUGUAUACCUCUCCUAAGAGUCUAACGAGAGUACCUCCGGGUUUUUCGAACUGUACUAAACUGCCGAAAAUUGACUAACGUACUACUUUUCUGUGUCUUCCUCAGUGGUUGCCUACCAAGUAAUUGAGACUUGGUGUUUCCUCAUUGGUGGCAAGCGAUCGGUCGCAUCAACGCACCCCUUCACUGGUACUUUCACUCUCAAAAAACUGUGGAUGAAAUGAACCCAACCGGGCAUAUCGUCACAAUCCUCGGGGGGAUGAUCACUCACGCACACCGGUUUGCCAUCAAUGGGCAGAUGGGUUAGGAUGGCGACAUCCUUUAGUGUGAUGGUGGCAUCUCUUUCUCUAAAGUUGAAACAAUGGGUCUCCUUUCUCCAUCUCUCAACUAAUGCGGUGAUGAGUUGGCGAUCAACUUUGAUGCUGUUAAAAUGCCUAAUCGGGUCCAACCAUGCCCUUUUUAGAAAGAGCAAGAUAGCUGGGUGGAAUGGGAGCACAUUGGUCGUACCCCUGUAGCGGAGUAUUGUUUGUGCCUCCUAGCGAAAAUUUACACGUUAAUUAUUAAAUAUUAGUAAGGGUUUUUUCCUUAUAACUAAAUUAAUUAAAUUAAAUUAUUUAACUUCAAGCAGAAUUUUAUUAUCAUAAAAAGACAUUUCAUAUAAUUAACAUAAUAACAUUCUAAAUCAAUAAUAAUUUAAAGAGAUACAU